AUGAAGCUUCCUCUCACACAAUUUUUACAAUUGAAUCUGCGUCAAAGCAAUAUAAAAGGAUUUACAUCUAUUAGAUGUUUAAGUACUCAAGAAGCUAUAGAACGUCGGCAUCAUCUAUUUACAUUAGAGAAGAAGCGGCAAUUGGAGAACGUUGGCAGAAUAGAAAAGAUUGAAGUAAGAUAUAAGGGAAUUCCCAAAGACUGCACCUUAGUUAUGAAUAAGGAUAUUUCUACACCGUAUGACUGCGCAAGACACUUCAGUGAAUGGCAUAUGGAAAGUAGUGCUUUGGCUCUCAUCGAUGGCAGUAUGUAUUGGGAUAUGCAUAGACCUCUAACAGAGAGCUGCACAUUAGAGUUCCAGACAUUCAACAUAUCAGAGCCUCAGCAAGUAAAUAAGGCGUUUUGGCGGACGUGUUCAUUUAUGCUUGGAGCAUGUGCUACCGUUGCGUUCAAGGACAAAGUCACAGUAAAAUUACACAGCUUUCCUGGCCCUGACAUUCGUAGUGGGUCGUUCAUCUACGACGUGGACCUCCCAACCCUACCGGAUUGGAAGCCCACGCCACAGGAAAUGCACACACUGAGCGCUGAAUAUGUCAAAUUAACCAGACAGAACGACUUGAUAGAGAGGCUGGAAGUUGGUCAGGAGUUGGCUCUGGAGAUGUUUGUAGACAAUGAGCACAAAACGAAACAGAUACCUGAUAUAGCUAGGACAAAUGGCAAAGUGACUCUAUACAAAGUAGGCAAACACGUGGACAUAUCAAAGGGACCCAUGAUAAGCAGUAGCGGACAGAUCGGCAAAGUCUUCGUGUCUGCAGUUCAUAAACUACUGGGUUCACCGGAGAGCGACUUGAAGCAGUUGUAUAGGUUCCAAGGCGUAGCCCUGCCGACCGGCGUCAUAUUGAAUCACUUUGCAUUCUCCAUUCUCACGGAACGCGCUAAAAAAUUGAAUUCUGCCAGAUCACCGAUCAAUCCAUUUGUCGACACGAGAGAAUCUGUCGAACCACAGAGUAUGCAAGCUCAUGCUUGA
Parnassius mnemosyne (clouded apollo) is the source of this 1026-nucleotide messenger RNA. Lineage: Eukaryota; Metazoa; Arthropoda; Insecta; Lepidoptera; Papilionidae. The record is from the annotation of a GenBank genome assembly.